This is a messenger RNA of Microthlaspi erraticum, 2895 nucleotides long. NCBI's taxonomy places the organism in Eukaryota, Viridiplantae, Streptophyta, Magnoliopsida, Brassicales, Brassicaceae. The record is from the annotation of a GenBank genome assembly.
AUGGCUACUGGAAACUUGAAGAAGAUGGGUUCCAUUGAUGCUCAGCUCAGGCUUAUCGCUCCUGGGAAAGUCUCUGAAGACGACAAGCUCGUCGAGUACGAUGCUCUGUUACUGGAUCGAUUCCUAGACAUCCUUCAGGACUUGCAUGGCGAGGAAGUCAGAGAAUUCGUUCAAGAAUGCUACGAGGUUGCUGCCGAUUACGACGGAAACCGCAACACGGCGAAGCUAGAGGAGCUCGGAAACAUGCUGACGAGUUUAGAUCCAGGAGACUCAAUCGUAGUCACGAAAUCAUUCUCCAACAUGCUUAGCUUGGCUAAUCUGGCAGAGGAAGUCCAGAUUGCUUACCGUCGCAGGAUCAAGAAGCUUAAGAAGGGAGAUUUCGCCGACGAGGCCUCUGCGACGACUGAAUCCGACAUUGAAGAGACUCUCAAAAGGCUUCUGCAGCUUAACAAGACUCCUGAAGAAGUCUUUGAUGCUCUCAAGAACCAGACUGUUGACUUGGUUUUAACUGCUCAUCCUACUCAAUCUGUUCGUCGCUCUUUGCUCCAAAAGUUUGGAAGGAUUCGUGAUUGUUUGACGCAGCUGUACGCGAAGGACAUUACUCCUGAUGAUAAACAAGAACUCGAUGAAGCUCUGCAAAGAGAGAUUCAAGCUGCGUUUCGCACUGAUGAAAUCCGAAGAACGCCUCCAACGCCGCAAGAUGAGAUGAGAGCGGGGAUGAGUUACUUCCAUGAGACGAUCUGGAAAGGAGUUCCAAAGUUCUUGAGACGUGUUGACACUGCUCUGAAGAACAUUGGAAUCAACGAGCGUGUUCCUUACAAUGCGCCUCUCAUUCAGUUCUCUUCUUGGAUGGGAGGAGACCGUGAUGGAAACCCGCGAGUGACUCCUGAAGUGACUAGAGAUGUAUGCUUGUUAGCAAGAAUGAUGGCUGCUAAUCUCUACUUCUCCCAGAUAGAAGAUCUUAUGUUUGAGAUGUCAAUGUGGCGUUGCAAUGAGGAGCUCCGUGUUCGUGCAGAGCGUCAAAGGUGUGCCAAAAGAGAUGCCAAACACUACAUAGAAUUUUGGAAACAAAUCCCUGCGAACGAGCCGUACAGAGCUAUUCUUGGUGAUGUGAGGGACAAGCUGUACAACACACGUGAGCGUGCACGUCAGUUACUCUCAAGCGGAGUCUCAGACAUUCCUGAAGAUGCAGUUUUCACAAGUGUGGAUCAGUUCUUGGAGCCGCUUGAGCUAUGUUACAGGUCGCUAUGUGACUGCGGUGACAGACCAAUCGCUGAUGGAAGCUUGCUCGAUUUCUUGCGCCAAGUGUCUACAUUUGGCCUUGCCCUUGUGAAGCUAGACAUCCGUCAAGAAUCCGACAGACACACAGACGUCUUGGACGCGAUCACGCAGCACUUAGGCAUCGGAUCUUACAAAGACUGGCCAGAGGACAAAAGACAAGAAUGGCUCUUAUCUGAGCUAAGCGGAAAGCGACCUCUCUUCGGACCUGACCUUCCCAAAACCGAAGAGGUCGCUGACGUGUUGGACACGUUCAAAGUCAUCUCAGAGCUUCCUUUCGACAGCUUCGGUGCUUACAUCAUCUCCAUGGCCACUGCUCCAUCAGACGUCCUCGCUGUCGAGCUCUUGCAGCGCGAAUGCGGAAUCACUCAACCUCUGAGAGUCGUCCCGUUGUUUGAGAAGCUAGCGGAUUUAGAAAACGCUCCUGCUUCCGUCGCACGUCUCUUCUCCAUCGAGUGGUACAGAAACAGAAUCAACGGGAAGCAAGAAGUCAUGAUCGGGUACUCCGACUCAGGCAAAGACGCUGGCCGUUUAUCCGCGGCUUGGCAGCUGUACAAGACGCAAGAAGAGCUCGUGAAGGUGGCGAAAGAGUACGGAGUCAAGCUCACGAUGUUCCACGGGAGAGGUGGCACCGUGGGGAGAGGAGGAGGACCGACUCAUCUUGCUAUCUUGUCUCAGCCUCCGGACACCAUUCACGGGCAGUUGAGAGUAACGGUUCAAGGAGAAGUCAUCGAACAGUCUUUCGGAGAAGAACACUUGUGCUUCAGGACACUUCAGCGUUUCACAGCUGCUACACUCGAGCACGGCAUGCAUCCACCGGUUUCCCCUAAACCGGAGUGGCGCGUCCUCAUGGACGAAAUGGCUGUGAUCGCCACUGAAGAGUACCGUUCUGUCGUCUUCAAAGAGCCUCGCUUUGUGGAGUACUUCCGUCUGGCGACACCUGAGCUUGAGUAUGGAAGGAUGAACAUAGGAAGCAGACCGUCGAAGCGAAAACCAAGCGGAGGGAUCGAGUCUCUACGUGCGAUCCCUUGGAUCUUUGCGUGGACGCAGACGAGGUUUCACUUGCCAGUGUGGCUAGGGUUUGGGGGAGCAUUCAAACGAGUGAUCCAGAAAGACGGCAAGAAUCUCAACAUGCUCAAAGAAAUGUACAACCAGUGGCCUUUCUUCCGCGUCACCAUCGACCUAGUCGAAAUGGUUUUCGCCAAAGGAGAUCCCGGCAUCGCCGCUCUCUACGACCGCCUCCUCGUCUCCGAUGAGCUCCAGCCGUUCGGCGAACAGCUCCGAGUUAACUACCAAGAAACCAGACGCCUCCUCCUCCAGGUAGCGGGACACAAGGACAUUCUUGAAGGAGAUCCUUACUUGAGGCAGAGGCUGCAGUUACGUGACCCAUACAUUACGACAUUGAACGUGUGCCAAGCCUACACGUUGAAGCAGAUCCGUGACCCGAGCUUCCACGUGAAAGUCAGGCCACAUUUGUCUAAGGACUACAUGGAGUCUAGUAAACCAGCGGCUGAGCUUGUGAAGCUGAAUCCUAAGAGUGAGUACGCGCCGGGGCUUGAAGAUACUGUUAUCCUUACCAUGAAGGGUAUAGCCGCCGGUAUGCAGAAUACCGGUUGA